Cydia pomonella (codling moth) is the source of this 2230-nucleotide messenger RNA. It is a transcript of the gene Scox, whose product is annotated as protein SCO1 homolog, mitochondrial. The transcript has 5 exons. Gene Ontology annotation, cellular component: mitochondrial inner membrane. Bases 132 to 887 code for a protein of 251 amino acids. NCBI's taxonomy places the organism in Eukaryota, Metazoa, Arthropoda, Insecta, Lepidoptera, Tortricidae. Gene Ontology annotation, biological process: mitochondrial respiratory chain complex IV assembly; intracellular copper ion homeostasis. Gene Ontology annotation, molecular function: copper chaperone activity; copper ion binding. The record is from RefSeq and is a predicted model, not a curated record.
ACAAUCUGUAGGUUUGACAGCCAGCUGAUAUGAUAAUACUCCCAACGAGGAGCAUGUAGAACAGGAAAAAGGCAUUUAAAACUACUAAAUACAUUCUUAACUUUGUCUUCGUAACACAAAACAAACUUAAAAUGAAUUCCCUAGUACGAAAUAGUAGGUUAGCAUGCCGCGCAUUUUCAACGUCGCUGGUGCGGCAAUGCGCUCAGCCGCCUAAGAGGAAGCCGAAGCAGUUCUUGGGGCCUAUAACGUGGAAGUCCAUGGCGGCGAUGGCGGUGGUGGGCGGCGGGCUGACGGGCUUCAUGCUGUACGUGCGGAAAGAGAAGCAGGAGGCGGUGGAUAGGGAACGUAAGCGGCAGCUCGGCAAGGCUAAGAUCGGAGGAGAUUUUGAGCUCGUGGACACGCAGGGCAAACUGGUAAAGAGUACAGAUCUCCUAGGCAAAUGGCUACUAAUAUACUUUGGAUUCACCCACUGUCCUGACAUUUGCCCUGAUGAGCUGGAGAAAUUAGCGGAGGUUGUCAACAAACAUGAUGCAACUCCAUCUGCACCACCUUUGCAACCAGUAUUUAUAUCUGUAGAUCCUAAGAGGGAUACACCUGAAAUUGUGGGAAAAUACUGCAAGGAAUUCUCUCCUCGAUUCUUGGGCCUGACCGGCACCGUCGAACAAGUUCAGAAGGCAUGCAAGUCGUACAGGGUGUACUUUAGCGCGGGGCCGGAGGACGUCGACAAUGACUACAUUGUGGAUCACACCAUCAUCAUAUACCUGGUGAACCCCGAGGGCGAGUUCGUGGACUACUACGGCCAGAACCGCAACGCGAAAGAGAUCCACGACUCCAUGCUCGUCAACAUUCAGAAGUAUGAAGCCUCCAAGAAGUCCUCGUGGUUCUAGAAGGGUCGUCACACAGAAGCACAAGUUCUCUUCUGUUCUCGAAAGUUAAAAAUGUUGGAGCUCAUGUUCUGAAAGUGAUUUCAUUGAUUUGUGAAGGCUAUAAGCGGGUCCCGAAGUCCUUCUAUUCCAUAUGUGGGGGUUCCAUGCCUAAAGGGUUUUAAAAUAUAAACAAAACACGUCAUUCGUUCAUUUGACCAAUGUCUAAAAACAUCCUUUGGAAUGAUGCCGUUUGGACGACUGGGUGCUGUAGUUUUUACAAGCUUUUAUUUAACUUGCCCUGUUAGUAUGUAAGUUAUUUUGUUAGUGUCAAGUUGGAAGCUAACUUUGACCCACUUCCCGAUUUCCAAUUGAGCUGAAAAUUUGCAGUCGGUUGACAACGCAAUAUUAUGGUACCAUCGAGCUGAUCUGAUGAUGGAGACAGGAGGUGGCCAUAGGAACUCUGUGAUGAAACAACACAACCUAAUUGUGUUUGGGGUUUUUAGAAUUGUCUCGAUGAGUAUCUGUAGCCCGUAGUAAGAAAUGAAGUCAGCGUCAAGCUUGUACCAAAAAUGUUUUUUUUUUUUAAAGUGGCCAUAAGAACUCUGAUGAAACAACACAACCUUGUGUUUGGGGUUUUUAGAAUUGUCUCGAUGAGUAUCUGUAGCCCGUAGUAAGAAAUGAAGUCAGCGUCAAGCUUGUACCAAAAAUGUUUUUUUUUUUUAAAGUGGCCAUAAGAACUCUGAUGAAACAACACAACCUUGUGUUUGGGGUUUUUAGAAUUGUCUCGAUGAGUAUCUGUAGCCCGUAGUAAGAAAUGAAGUCAGCGUCAAGCUUGUACCAAAAAUGUUUUUUUUUUUUAAAGUGGCCAUAAGAACUCUGUGAUGAAACAACACAACCUUGUGUUUGGGGUUUUUAGAAUUGUCUCGAUGAGUAUCUGUAGCCCGUAGUAAGAAAUGAAGUCAGCGUCAAGCUUGUACCAAAAAUGUUUUUUUUUUUUUAAAGUGGCCAUAAGAACUCUGAUGAAACAACACAACCUUGUGUUUGGGGUUUUUAGAAUUGUCUCGAUGAGUAUCUGUAGCCCGUAGUAAGAAAUGAAGUCAGCGUCAAGCUUGUACCAAAAAUGUUUUUUUUUUUUUUUAUGGCAAAAACUUAUUUAGUAGGUACCAUCAGUCGUAAAAGUGCCUGGCGACUUUACAAUUAAUCAUCAAUCAAAAUUUCUCGAUACAAUUUCGCAGCUUACCAUACUAUUAACUUUCGGGAACAGAAAAGACAAAUUAACUUAAAUAUGAGCUUUUAAUUAGAUUAGACAUGCCUAUAGUUUUGAAGUAUUUUUGUUUAAGUGAAAUAAAUUAAUUUGUUACAAA